Messenger RNA from Scheffersomyces coipomensis, 2392 nucleotides. RefSeq lists its product as uncharacterized. Gene Ontology annotation, molecular function: carbohydrate binding; peptide-N4-(N-acetyl-beta-glucosaminyl)asparagine amidase activity. Gene Ontology annotation, cellular component: nucleus; cytosol. NCBI's taxonomy places the organism in Eukaryota, Fungi, Ascomycota, Pichiomycetes, Serinales, Debaryomycetaceae. Bases 47 to 2392 code for a protein of 781 amino acids. Gene Ontology annotation, biological process: protein deglycosylation; glycoprotein catabolic process; protein quality control for misfolded or incompletely synthesized proteins. The transcript has 2 exons. The record is from RefSeq and is a predicted model, not a curated record.
AUUAUCAUCAUUUCAAUCCAUUCAUUCGCUUUAAAUAAUCAAUAUAAUGCUGAUUCUACUAUUUUUAAAACUUCUAGUGGUACAAUUCACAUUAUAUUCUCCUAUUCCUAAAGUUAACAUCAAAGUAUCAAACCCUCUUGAUUAUGUUGAUUUAUUUUAUGGUACAGAGGCCGGUGGUCAUAUGUUUCCUGGUGUAACUCGACCAUUUGGUAUGGCCAAAGUUGGAAUUGAUGUGGUUGGAGAUGGUGAUGCAUAUUCUGGUUUUGCACCUCAUGGUCAUGUUAAUGGGAUUUCAAUGAUGCAUGAAUCAGGUACUGGUGGAGCUCCAGAAUAUGGUGUGGUUUCUCAAUUACCUUUUCAACUGAACUUUGAUAUAAGAAAUUUACCCAGUUUAACUCGUCAAGGUCAUGAUAUUGCUCAAGUUGGAUAUUAUAAUUUUAAUUCAACUGAUAAUAUCAUUGUUGAAUUCAGUGGAGCUGAGAAAUCAGGUAUUUUUAAAUAUACUUUCCCUCCUGAAUCAACUAAUCCUCAAGUGUUAAUUGAUGUAUGUCAUCAUUUAGCAGCUCCUGGAAGACCUCAAUGGACGCAAUAUUUCGUUAAUGGAUCCAUCGAAUCAAAUAAAGAUUUAUCAGGUUAUACAGGUUAUACCACUAUAAAAGGAGGAUGGGGAGGACAAACACCAUGGAGGAUUUAUUUUUGUGGGAAAUUUAAUAAUCCUGCCAUUUCAAUCAUAAGUUUUGAAAAUAAACAUGUUGAACCAAAUAAAUUAUCAAGUUCAACCAAUCGUCAAAAUGAACCCAUGGGAUUAGUAUAUACUUUCAAUCAAUCACAAUCUAUUAUAGAAAGUAAAGUGGGGAUCUCAUACAUAUCAACCGAAAGAGCAUGUCAACAUUUGAAUAAUGAAUUAGGUGAACCCGAUGAAUAUGAUUUAAUGUCAGUUGUGAAUGAAACUCAACAAAUUUGGUUAGAUGAAGUAUUUGAUAAAGUUUCCAUAAGUGAUACUAAUUCAACUUUAACUUCAUUUAUUUAUACAUCAUUAUAUGGAAGUCAUUUAAUGCCUACCAAUAAAACAGGGGAAAAUCCUUAUUGGGCUGAAAAUUACGUGGAAGAAGGUAAUCCUGUCCCUACUUAUUAUGAUGAUUGGUUUACAUUAUGGGAUACAUUCCGAACCAUGAAUCCAUUAAUCAAUAUUUUGAAUCCAAUAAGAGGUCUGGAAUUGAUUAAUAGUUUGAUUGAGAUUUAUAAACAUGAUGGAUUCACCCCCGAUGGAAGAUCAGCUAAUCAAAAUGGUAGGACUCAAGGUGGAUCUAAUUCCGAUAUAAUCAUUGCUGAUGCAUUCGUAAAGAACAUAACGGGGGUGAAUUGGUCAGAUGCAUUUGAUGCCAUGGUUCAAAAUGCUGAAGUUGUACCUCCUUAUUGGCGAGAUAAUUUUGCUCCUGAUUCAUCUACAAAACAAGGUAGAGGAGCCUUACCGGACUGGUUAACCUACGGAUAUAUCACUCGAAACUUCUCUCGAUCAGUAUCGAGAACGAUGGAAUAUAGUUAUGAUGAUUUCGCUUUAAGUGUGGUUGCGAAAGGAUUAGGUAAUGAUACCGCGUAUGAGAAAUAUUUACGUCGAUCAUCAAAUUGGCAAAAUAUUUGGAAUUUCGAUAAAGAUAUUUCGAUUAAUUCAUAUAAGGGUUUUAUCCAACCUAAGAAAUCUACCGGUGAAUUCGAUUAUCAUAAUUAUGAUCCAUUAUCAUGUGGAGGAUGUUAUUGGAAUGAUGAUGAAUAUGAGGGGAAACCAAUUGAAUAUGGAUGGACGGUACCAUUUGAUAUGACGACAUUAAUUUCAUUCAUUGGAUCAAAUGAAACUUUCAUCACUCGUUUGAAUGAUAUGUAUGCUUUACAUGGUCAUAACCCCCAGAUUGUCGAUGUUGGAAAUGAACCCAGUUUCACUACCCCAUUCCUUUAUAACUACGUCAAUCAACAAUAUCGUAGUGUGGAAUUAAUUCGAUAUAUCGUUGAUCGUCAUUUCGGACUAGGGGCUAAGGGGUUACCAGGGAAUUCCGAUCUGGGAGCCAUGCAAUCAUGGUUAUUCUUUUCUCUUAUGGGAUUAUAUCCUAUAGCAGGGACCACCACUUAUCUUAUCACUUCCCCUUUCUUACCUUAUUUAUCGAUAAAUUUACCCAAUACGAAUAAACCAUUGGAAUUAAUUGCGACAAAUUUAACCGAAACUAAUAUUUACAUAUCGGAAUUAUAUGUGAAUGGAGAAAUAUAUACUCAGAAUUGGAUCGAUCAUCAUACAUUGUUUGAUAUAGAAGGAUGUCUUAUUGAAUUUGAAUUAAGUGAUAUUCCAUCAAUUUGGGAAUUAGGUGAUGAACCUCCCAGUCCAGGACAUUUUAAACGAUGA